Molecule: messenger RNA, 454 nt
Organism: Tupaia belangeri chinensis (Chinese tree shrew)
Lineage: Eukaryota; Metazoa; Chordata; Mammalia; Scandentia; Tupaiidae
Product: histone H2A.V
Exons: 1
Coding region: 68-454 (128 amino acids)
Cellular component (GO): nucleosome
Molecular function (GO): structural constituent of chromatin; DNA binding; protein heterodimerization activity
Source: RefSeq, a predicted model, not a curated record
CGGGUGGCAGCGCAGGCGGCAGCGGGAGGGUGCGCAGCCGAGAGGAGACAGAGUGGGUGCCGAGAUCAUGGCUGGAGGCAAAGCUGGAAAGGACAAUGGGAAGGCCAAGGCUAAAGCAGUGUCUCGCUCACAGAGAGCUGGGCUGCAGUUUCCUGUGGGCUGCAUCCACAGACACUUGAAGACUCACACCACAAGCCAUGGAAGGCUGGGUGCCACUGCUGCCGUGUACAGUGCUGCAAUUCUGGAGUACCUCACUGCUGAGGUACGGGAGCUGGCAGGUAACGCUUCCAAGGAUCUCAAAGUGAAGCGCAUCACUCCACGGCACUUACAGCUCGCAAUCCGUGGUGAUGAGGAAUUGGAUUCUCCCAUCAAAGCAACCAUAGCUGGGGGGGGUGUGAUCCCUCACAUCCACAAAUCUCUGGUUGGAAAGAAGGGACAGCAGAAAACAGCUUAG